UGUCUAUCUCUCUCUGAGUCAGUUGGUUUGAAGGUUUAUUUAGUUUAGAUCGCCAUUUUCUCUUGAACUUGAAGAAAGGAAAUUGUUCGUGAUUUUUUAAUAUUACAGGAUAAAAUGGCCACUAGAAAGAAAGUCCUCUUGAAAGUCAUCAUCCUUGGAGAUUCUGGAGUUGGGAAGACUAGUUUGAUGAACCAGUAUGUCAAUAAGAAGUUUUCAAACCAAUACAAAGCAACAAUUGGUGCAGAUUUCCUCACAAAAGAAGUCAUGGUUGAUGAUCGAAUAGUCACUAUGCAGAUAUGGGACACGGCAGGACAAGAGAGGUUCCAGUCACUGGGAGUUGCAUUCUAUAGAGGAGCCGACUGUUGUGUGCUGGUGUUUGAUGUUACUUCAGCUCAGUCUUUCAAAGACUUAGACAGCUGGCGAGACGAGUUCCUGAUCCAGGCGUCACCGAGAGACCCGGACAACUUCCCUUUUGUGGUGUUGGGCAACAAAGUUGACCUGGAAAACCGAGCUGUGUCGGCCAAGCGGGCCCAGCAGUGGGGUCAGUUGAAGAACAACAUCCCCUACUUUGAGACGAGCGCCAAAGAAGCCAUCAAUGUAGAGCAGGCGUUCCAGACGAUCGCCAAGAACGCACUCGCCCAAGAGAACGAGAUGGACCUGAUUGAUCAGUUCCCUGACCAGAUCAAACUGGGCGAACAGAAGACCUCCCCAUCGGACACCUGCUCUUGUUAACCGCCGCAUCCAGGUUUGACAAGCAGGCUCAGCAGGCAUCCGUGUGAACAGCUGUUAAAUAGCCUCCGUUCAGACACCAGAUAUAAUCAAUCACUCAGCCUUUGUUUUUAAAAAUUAUUUCAUUACAAAAUAUUACUUUGAACGAUUCUUAUUUUGGUUUGUCAAACGAGCCGUAACUUAGUUACAACGCAACGCUCUCUCGUCUGUGGUCUGUUCACAUUCCCUGCUUCAAGUGUGAUAUUUUUUCAGCACGAACUCGUUUCUUAUUGAUUAUAAUAUAUGUUAUUAACAGAAUAUUACAGAUUAAGGUUUUAUAUUGCAACUAUAAAUAUAUAUAUAGAUAACAUAAAGAAGAAGUAUUUUUACCUCCAAGUUUAACGAUAAUCAAAAACUUGUGAGCAUUGUUGUACUGCGGCUGGCCCAUUUCUGUUGGUAAGCUGGAGGUAAGGGUACUUGUGGUUUUAUAUAACGCUAAAGAUGUGUAUUUUCUUUUACAAUUUAUUUUUGUAGUUAAUUAAUAAUUUAAUCAAUAAACGUUAAAUAUUUUAGUUAUCUUUCUAUAUUGUUCUAUUACUACCAGUUUUGCGCCUAUGUGAUGUGUUGAUACUAAGUUUUAGUAUUUUAAUGCCUCCGUUAAAACCCUUUGAUUUUUCAUACUGUUAUAUUGUUUAGCGACUGUAGAUAAUUUAUAUAAAUAUUGUUAGAGUUAUUGUAAAAUAUUUCAAUAGUAAAGAAAUUAUAUUCCACCUUUCCUGUACUGCAAACAUUGUAUUUGUUUGUAGAAACAGCUUUGUGUAUAGCAAUACGUCUAUUAUUUCAAUGUAAUAUUAAAUAAAUAAAAAUUGUAAAAUAUAUAUUUUGUGGAA
This is a messenger RNA of Macrosteles quadrilineatus (aster leafhopper), 1598 nucleotides long. RefSeq names its product ras-related protein rab7 (gene Rab7). Gene Ontology annotation, cellular component: lysosome; late endosome; phagocytic vesicle. Gene Ontology annotation, molecular function: GTPase activity; GTP binding. NCBI's taxonomy places the organism in Eukaryota, Metazoa, Arthropoda, Insecta, Hemiptera, Cicadellidae. The record is from RefSeq and is a predicted model, not a curated record. Bases 115 to 732 code for a protein of 205 amino acids. Gene Ontology annotation, biological process: phagosome-lysosome fusion; endosome to lysosome transport. The transcript has 5 exons.